Molecule: messenger RNA, 2385 nt
Organism: Arabidopsis arenosa
Lineage: Eukaryota; Viridiplantae; Streptophyta; Magnoliopsida; Brassicales; Brassicaceae
Source: the annotation of a GenBank genome assembly
ACCGUCGAGUCAUAGUUCUUAAGAGACUGAUAUUGACAUAUGAAUGGCGUCGAGGCACUUAGGCAAGAAGGGCAUUCAAGCCUCUUUUAGAAUAGGUUUGGUUCUUCCACGAGUAGUAGUAGCAUCUACAGAGAGGCAGAUUUCCUCUACAGUUUCAAAAAGAGCUUCUGAAAGUGUCUCUUUUUCAUUCGCUCGGUAUUUUCAUGCGAGUCGAGAAACAUUGGCGAAAAGAAAAGAGGAUGCUGAUCGACUGCUGAGUCAUCGUGAACGCAAGAAACAGACUGUGAAAACGAAAGGAAAGUUCUCUAAACGGGAGAAAAAAACGGAUAAGCCACCUGUUGAAGCUCCUUAUGUGCCUCCUAGGCUGAAAAGAUUGGCAAAGGGAUUGCCUGAGAAGACGGUCGACAUAUUUGAAGGGAUGACACUACUUGAGCUCUCCAGGCGUACUGGUGAGUCAGUGGCGGUUUUGCAGAGCAUUCUCAUCAAUGUUGGUGAAACUUUUAGUUCAGAAUUCGACACAAUCAGUGUUGAUGUCGCCGAGCUUCUUGCAAUGGAAAUCGGGAUCAACGUAAGGAGGCAACAUUCUACAGAAGGAUCUGAAAUUCUUCCACGGCCUCCAGUUGUAACCGUAAUGGGCCAUGUCGAUCAUGGAAAAACCUCGUUGUUGGAUGCAUUAAGAAACACCUCUGUUGCGGCAAGAGAAGCAGGUGGAAUCACUCAGCACGUGGGUGCUUUCGUGGUGGGCAUGCCGGAUUCUGGCACUUCAAUCACAUUUCUCGACACUCCUGGCCAUGCUGCUUUCAGCGAGAUGCGAGCUCGGGGAGCCGCUGUGACUGAUAUAGUCGUGUUGGUGGUUGCUGCUGAUGAUGGGGUAAUGCCGCAGACACUCGAGGCUAUUGCGCACGCUAGAUCAGCGAAUGUUCCGAUUGUGGUUGCGAUCAAUAAAUGCGAUAAACCAGGAGCUAAUCCGGAAAAAGUUAAGUACCAGCUCACGUCUGAAGGGAUAGAGCUCGAGGAUAUUGGAGGAAAUGUUCAGGCUGUUGAGGUAUCUGCAGCGAAGAGUACAGGGCUAGACAAAUUAGAAGAAGCUCUGCUUCUCCAAGCCGUGGAUAUGGACCUCAAAGCACGUGUGGAUGGACCAGCUCAAGCAUAUGUGGUGGAGGCUCGGCUUGACAAAGGCCGUGGACCGUUAGCCACCAUUAUUGUAAAAGCCGGAACCUUGGUGAGGGGUCAGCAUGUAGUCAUCGGGUCUCAGUGGGGAAGACUCAGGGCUAUUCGGGACAUGAUCGGUAAGACAACGGACAGAGCAACACCAGCGAUGCCCGUCGAGAUUGAAGGGCUUAAAGGUCUUCCAAUGGCUGGCGACGAUGUCAUUGUGGUGGAAUCAGAGGAACGCGCGAGGAUGCUGAGCGAAGGGCGAAAAAGGAAAUAUGAAAAAGAUCGGUUGUUGAAAGCAGAGGAAGCGAGAAUAGAGGAAGCAGCAGCGAGAAUGGAAACAGAGUCUGAAGAAGGGUUUGUUCGGGUUGAAUUACCGAUAGUUGUGAAAUCGGAUGUGCAAGGGACUGCACAGGCUGUUGCUGAUGCGUUAAGAACAUUAAAUAGCCCACAGGUAUUUGUGAACAUUGUUCAUAGCGGAGUGGGAGCAAUUUCUCACUCUGAUUUGGACUUGGCACAAGCUUGCGGUGCGUGUAUCGUUGGGUUUAACGUUAAGAGUGGAAGUUCUGCUAAUCUUUCUGCGGCUCAAGCCAGCGUCAAGGUAUUCCACCACCGUGUGAUAUACCAUUUGCUCGAAGACAUUGGGAACUUGAUCGUAGAAAAGGCACCAGGAGUUUCGGAGAUGGAGGUGGCUGGUGAAGCCGAGGUACUUAGCAUUUUCAAAAUCUUAGGAAAGAGAAGAACCGAAGAAGAUGGAGUAAGCAUUGCAGGUUGCAAAGUGAUGGAUGGUCGGGUAUGUAGAAGUGGACUCAUGAGGCUUCUGCGGAGCGGAGAAGUGGUCUUUGAAGGCUCGUGCGCGUCGCUGAAACGGGAGAAACAAGACGUGGAACAGGUAGGGAAAGGGAACGAGUGUGGACUUGUGAUGGGAGAUUGGAAUGAUUUUAGAGUCGGAGAUGUGAUUCAGUGCAUGGAGCCAGUCAUCAGGAAACCUAAAUUCAUUUCCUCUGAGAGUGGAGCUGUGAGAAUUGAAUGCUGAGAUCUACUAAACCUUAAAACUCCUAAAUCAAUUAAAUCUGAUUGUUUAGGAUAUUGAUUUUUGCCUAUUACUCUGAUAAGUUUUUUCUUUUGUUAUACUAGAAAACUGUCUUAUUAUCAAAAGAAAUUCAUAGGUAAAAAAAGUUUAGUAACUUUGUUAACAGUAACACAUGUUAAUAAUAUUGAUUAAUGCUU